Messenger RNA from Xiphias gladius (swordfish), 5260 nucleotides. RefSeq names its product RecQ helicase-like 4 (gene recql4). Bases 230 to 5032 code for a protein of 1600 amino acids. The transcript has 28 exons. NCBI's taxonomy places the organism in Eukaryota, Metazoa, Chordata, Actinopteri, Istiophoriformes, Xiphiidae. The record is from RefSeq and is a predicted model, not a curated record. Gene Ontology annotation, molecular function: ATP binding; four-way junction helicase activity; 3'-5' DNA helicase activity. Gene Ontology annotation, biological process: telomere maintenance; double-strand break repair via homologous recombination; DNA replication. Gene Ontology annotation, cellular component: chromosome; nucleus; cytoplasm.
AGCGGAAGAAGCUCCACUACAGUUGGAGGACACUACAAAUGUAACAGUUUUUCUUCUGCUUAAGCUGCAGUAACUUGUAUUAGAGCAAGGAGAGGCUAAAUUAAGUCAUGUUCACUGAAAAAAAUUUCGCUGCCGGACUGAAAAAUGCGAACAAUAACGUCGCGUUGAUAAAGUGAGAUAGCUUUAGUUGUAGUCCCCCAAAUUAGACGUGCGUUACUACGCGGUCACCAUGGAUCGCUGCGACGAGGUGAAGCUUCUGCUAAAAAGCUGGGAGCAGGGGUUUGUCAGACGGCACCAGAGGAAACCCAACAAGGAGGAUGUUGACCAAGCUCCAGAAGAGACCAGGAGGCUGUAUAAAGAGUAUCGCAGUUUGAAACAAGCCAAAGAGAACAGCAGUGGUGAUGCAGCCAGUGAACGCACUGAACAGUCCAAAUCUACGGCCAAGGAGUCAGACUGUUGGGGUGCCCAUCUCAAUCGCAGUACGUUUCCAGCGUCUUCUCCCACACUGACAUCCCAGGACAGAGAUAGUCUUAAGGCCUCGGCCCAAUACUAUGGCCUAAAGCUUAAAAACAACCUCGCUACACUCAGUAAGGAGAAACCUGUCUUACUGAAGAAAUCGGUCCUUCCUGGUCGGGUCCCUCUAAACUCCUUAAAAGGUCGACAGACUGGACAGACAAACAGCCCCGUUUCUGCUGCCACUGACAAGACCACUGACCCCAACUCCAGCCCCUUCUCACCAGGAAGAGUAAAGACUUGCCCGAGGGCCCUGGCUUCAAAGACGCUACAUCCAGUGGAGCCUGAAGAGCUGUUUGAACCAUUCGAACCUGUCAGAGAGUCUAGUGAUGAACCUUCAGACGCUGCCAGUAGUUGUAGUGGUAGUAAUAUUAGUAGUAGGAGUAGUAACAGUAAAGUGAGUAGUUCACAAAAUCAAAAAGGCACUAGUCUAGCUCCAUCUUCAGCCAGAUCUUCUGCCAUGUUGUCGUCGCUGUCUCCUCCACGUAGCGUAGAAACCUCAAGAGAAGAGGUUGGAGUCAUAGGAAAGUUAAAUGACAGCAUAAGAGUUUCAGGAGACGAAAUAGAAUAUUCUGAAAAAUUAGGAACUCUGCAUCGGGGAAUUGGUCCUUUGAGAGGAAGCCCACAGUUUCUUGGAGGUUUCAGAGGAGAAAUGGGAGCUAAAGGCACUGGAGGAAGGCCCUCUCCUGCCAGCAGGCUGAGUUUUGUUGAUAGGAAGUGGCUAGAGAGGUGUCAGGUGUUCGGAGAGAUGGGGGCAGAGGAAAGGCCUGGAGCAGGCAACCAAGAAAUCGAUGUAGAGAGAAAAGGGGAGAGAGAAACAGAAGGAGAAAUACGAGGAAGUGAAAGAGUAGGAAAAGGAGAAAUAGAUGCAGAGGGAGAAAGAAGAGGGGCAAUAGACUUGGGAAGAGAUGAAGGCUUUAAGAGCAUUACUAGUGACAAAAUAGGUAGUGAUAGUGCACGAAAACCUGCUCGACAGACCACUAGAAAUAGCAUAGGAGGAGGCGAAGAAAAAGUGAAAAGAAAGGGAGGUGAAAAGAUGCAAAGAGGGCUGACAUCACCUCCGACAACAGAAGGUGAUUGUGAGACUAGCCCCAAGUCCAAAGGUACAAGGGAGAGAGGGAAGAAGAGGCAGAGAGAGGGAGAGGACAUGGAGGGAGAGAUGACGCAGGAGGGAGGAGUGAAAAAGAAGAGGAGGAGUGGCAAAAAGAAAGAGGAGAGCUCUGGUUCUAACCCCAGCCCAGCUCAAGGAGGAGGGAAGAAAAGGAGAGCCAGGAAAAAGGGAGAGAAAGAUGGAGAGGCAGAAGAGGAGAAACAAACCAAGGUACCAGAAAAGGUGCCCCAGGAGAACUUGUUAGGAGAAGUAGAGGAGGAAUCUGUAACUAAGAGAAUGUAUCACACUCAGCCUGUCAGAGCCAGCAUGAAAAGAGCAGAGGGUAACUUUGUGAAGAUAAAUCUGAAGAAGAAAUCUCAUGUCAAAGGAUAUGCACUCAGAGGGGUAGCUCUACGUAAACAGUUGUACAUGCAGAAAUUCCAGUUGAAAGGCGAACGUUUUGGUGGAGGUGGUGGAUAUUUUGGCAGAGGAAGGAAAGGAGGCUUCAGAGGGGGGCUCAGUCGCCAGGGUGACACCUGCUACAAGUGUGGAGGGACUGGACACUGGGCUAUCGACUGCAAGGGACGAGCCCCUCCACCCCCUGUUCCUGAGGAUAAGCCUCUUGAAGAGGAGCCGUUUGAACUGCCGACUCUGGAGGAGGUUGCCAGGGCAACGGGAACACUGCGACCUCAGCCGCUUGGGUUUUCUCCCAGUGUCAAAGAGGAGCAGCAGCACCAAGAUAAUGACGCGAAUCAGAAGAAUAAAGAUGAGGUGUUGUUGAAUGUGAUUCGUCCUGACUAUGAGCGGCCUGCACCUCCGCCACCAGUGGCACCACUUUAUCAUCUCACAGAUGAUGGAAAAGUCCAGGCAACACCCACUGAGGUGUAUGCAGCUCUUCAAGACCUCGGCUACGAGUCAUUUAGACCAGGACAGGAGGAGGCCAUCAUGAGGAUCCUGUCAGGUCUCUCUACCCUCGUAGUGUUGUCGACAGGGAUGGGUAAAUCGUUGUGCUAUCAGCUUCCAGCCUACCUGUACGCUCAGAGAUCAAAAAGCAUCACACUGGUUGUUUCACCACUUGUCUCACUAAUGGAUGAUCAGCUGUCUGGCCUGCCAGCCAAGCUGAAGGCAGCCUGUAUCCACUCCAACAUGACGAUGAAACAGAGAGAAGCUGCGAUAGAAAAGGUGAAGUCAGGCCAGGUGUGUGUAUUGCUCCUCUCUCCAGAGGCCCUGGUUGGUGGAGGUGGUACAGGUUCAGGGUGUCUGCCCUCUGCUCAGGAACUCCCUCCUGUGGCCUUCGCCUGUAUAGACGAAGCUCAUUGUGUCUCUGAGUGGUCACACAACUUCAGACCGUGUUACCUGAGGCUUUGUAAGGUCCUAAGGGAGCGUUUGGGAGUGCAGUGCUUACUGGGCCUUACUGCUACGGCCACGCUGUCUACUGCUCUAGACAUCGCUCAGCAUCUGGACAUCAAUGAUCAAGACGGCAUUGCAGUUAGAUCUGCAGCAGUGCCUCCUAACCUGCAUCUGUCUGUGUCCUUGGACAGAGAGAAGGAUCAGGCUCUAGUGUCGCUGUUGAAAGGUGAUCGUUUUGGUUGUCUGGACUCCAUCAUUGUCUACUGUACCAGAAGAGAGGAGACUGCUCGUAUGGCAGCGCUGCUCAGGACCUGCCUGCAGGGAGUACUGGUGAAAGAAAACAACAAAACCAACGGCAGCAGCCAGACAAAAAUCAACCCUAUAGGACAGAGAAAGAAAGAGCUGGCAAGGAAGAAGAUUCGUAAACCACUGAAAUGGCAGGCCGAGUCGUACCACGCUGGCCUGUCAUCAUCAGAGCGCCGUCGUGUCCAGAACAACUUCAUGUGCGGGGAACUUAGAAUUGUUGUGGCCACUGUGGCGUUUGGCAUGGGCCUCGAUAAAUCUGAUGUCCGUGGUAUCAUCCACUACAACAUGCCAAAGAGCUUUGAGAGCUAUGUUCAGGAGAUUGGGAGGGCAGGGAGAGACGGAGAACCGGCUCACUGUCACCUCUUCCUGGACCCUGAGGGUGGAGACCUCCAUGAGCUCCGUCGUCAUAUCUAUGCGGACACAGUGGACUACUACACAGUGAAGAGGCUGGUCCAGAAAGUUUUCCCCCCAUGCAAAUGUAAACAGUUACACCAGAAACAACAGGAGAUCAUCAGGGACGUUGAAGACUUUGAGCUGUUGGAGAUGAUGGAUGUGUGUGAUCGGAAGAGCAGCCUAAAUCCUCCUUGUCAGCAGGACAUAGUAUAUACAGACAAACCAAAACCUGCUGCUGCGCAGACGUCACAUCCCGAUUCAGAGGAGUUACCUAUCCAAGAAGACAGAGAUGAAGGAAAGGAAAAGGAGGAGGAGGAGAAAAAAGACGAGCAGGAAGUAACAGACGAGGGAGAUGGUGGUUCGGUGAAACACCAGGAUGUGGAGGUGAAGGCUGAUGGUGACCGGCUGAGAGACUACGAAGAGGAGAGCAGUGAUUGGCCCAGAGAGCGAGUGUGUCACACGCACGAAAGAGCGAUUCCCAUCCAACGGACUGUCGAGGCUCUGGACAUCACAGAGGAAGGUGUGGAAACACUGCUCUGCUAUCUGGAGCUGCAUCCUCAGCGCUUCGUCGAACUUCUCCAUCCGACCCUGUCUGUGUGUAAAAUCAGCUGCUAUGAUGGACCGAGACAGCUCCAGAAAAUCACUAAAAUCUGUCCUCCUGUUGCUGUGGUUCUGGCCAGAAGGCGGAUGACAGGCGAGCGAGUGGAGACGUGUGAUCAACUGGAGUUUGAUGUUGUCGAGGUUGCGGACACUAUGGGAUGGCAGCUUCCUCUGGUGAAGAGAGGGCUCAGACAGCUGCAGUGGAGCACAGAUAGAGCUGGCGGGCGUAGCGGUGUCCUCGUUGAAUUCUCCUCCCCAUCUUUCUACUUCCGUUCCUAUGGUGACCUUAGCGAUGAGGAGAUGGACAGAAUUUGCCAGUUCCUCCAUAAUCGAGUGCUGGACCAAGAGAGAACACAGCUCUACCAGCUGACCGCCUGUUUUAAGGCUUUCAAGAGUGUGGCUUUCCAAAGCGUUUUGUCCUGCGUCGAUGAUUUGGAUGCGGGUCGCAGUCUGCAGCUGAAAAACCUUCUCUCUGAGUACUUUGACAAGAGGCGAGACCGAGACCACGCACUCAAACCAGUGGACAUUGAGGAGCUCGACAAGUAUAAGCUGUUGGACUGGGAAAGUCAGAUCAGAGCAGACAUCAGAAGUUUUCUUACCAACCGGAGUGAUGAGAAGUUUUCUGGAAGAGCUGUUGCUAGAAUCCUCCAUGGCAUAGGCAGUCCGUGCUACCCUGCUCAGACCUACGGAAAAGACAGACGCUACUGGAGGAAGUAUAUCCAGUUUGACUUCAACCAGCUCAUCAGACUGGCCACGCAGGAGAUCAUUUGCUUCAAGUGACCGACCAAACAUGAACAUGCAUACAGAGGAUGCACAUGCAUACCAUGUGUGCAUUCACUGACUUACAUCUGUGGAUUUCUGCCCAAAUCAGCAGAGUUCUGUUUGGAUGAAUUGUGCCGUAAAACAGCUAUUUUUACAUGAAACUUUUUUUUUCUGUCACAUUGCAUCAUUUAACAUGCUGAUUUCUACAAUGUUAGGUUUAUUGUACAUAUAUUUAAAAGUUUUUCU